Molecule: messenger RNA, 2128 nt
Organism: Drosophila rhopaloa
Lineage: Eukaryota; Metazoa; Arthropoda; Insecta; Diptera; Drosophilidae
Gene: MFS3
Product: sialin
Exons: 4
Coding region: 165-1691 (508 amino acids)
Biological process (GO): monoatomic anion transport; transmembrane transport
Molecular function (GO): transmembrane transporter activity
Source: RefSeq, a predicted model, not a curated record
AUUCGCUUCAGUUGGUGAGCAACUUUCGCAGGCAACGCACGUGAAUUUCGUAUUCGGAUUCGGAUUCGGUCUUUCGGUUUCGACGCGUGAGAAUAUAUCUCAAACUGUUUGAAUAAACUAUUAGCAUUUCCCGGGUCGCGUAAGCCACAUUCGAAAUCCUCAAGAUGCCGGACGAAGUGCCCGCCAAAGGCAGCAUAUUGGGCAAACUCGUGCCCGCUCGCUAUGUGUUGGCUCUGCUGGGCUCCAUCGGCAUGGCCAUUGUCUACGGACUGAAAGUGAAUCUCAGCGUGGCCAUGGUGGCCAUGUUGAAUCACUCGGCCAUUAAGGCGCUCAGCGAUGAAUCCGGAAAAUCGUCGCUAUCGAAUGUCACUAAAGAGUCCUUGGAGCUGGAGUGCUCCCCGCCGGGAGGAGCCAGCAACGUGACGGCGAAGGUGGAGGACGGACCCUUUAUCUGGAGCGAACCCCUGCAGGGCAUCCUGCUGAGUUGCUACUUCUGGGGCUAUUUGGUGUCCCAGAUCCCACUCGCUCAUGUCGCUGAGAACUUUUCCGCCAAGUGGGUGAUGCUCUUCUCGGUGGCCAUUAAUGUGGUGUGCACCCUAUUGACUCCCGUGUUUACCAAUCUGCAUUACGGAGGUCUAAUCCUGAUGCGAGUGCUGGAGGGCAUCGGCGGAGGAGCCUCCUUCCCGGCCAUGCACGUGAUGAUCGCCUCCUGGGCCCCGCCCACCGAGCGCAUGGUCAUGUCCACCAUCAUCUAUGUGGGCACCUCGGCGGGAACGGCUCUCUCCAUCCUCCUGGCCGGCGUUUGCUCCGCCCAAUGGGGCUGGGAGUCGGUGUUCUAUGUGAUGGGCGCCCUGAGCUGCAUCUGGAUGCUGCUCUGGGUCAUCCUGGUGCAGGACAGUCCCAACAAGCAGCGCUUCAUCAGCCCGGAGGAGCGGCAGAUGAUCAACAGCUCGCUGGGCACGGAGCAGAAGGUGGAUCACCACCCAUCGGUGCCGUGGAUCAAGAUCUUGAAGUCCGUUCCCUUCUGGGCCAUCCUCAUCGCACACACCUGCAGCAACUUCGGCUGGUACAUGUUCCUCAUCGAGAUUCCCUUCUACAUGAAGCAAGUGCUCAAGUUCAACGUGGCCAGCAAUGCGGCACUCAGUGCCCUGCCCUACUUCCCCAUGAUCAUCUUCAGUAUCUGUCUCGGCAAGUUGUUGGACAGUCUGCAGGCUAAGGGUAAAAUCAGCACUACCUUUGCCCGCAAGACGGCCACCUCCAUUUGCACUCUGAUCCCUGGUGCUUGUCUGCUGGCUCUCUGCUACAUUGGAUGUCAGCAUUAUGAGGCCGUGACCAUCAUGUCCGUUGGCAUUGUGGCCAUGGGAUCCAUGUUCUCCGGCUUCCUGUCCAACCACAUCGACAUUGCCCCCAAUUUCGCCGGCACUCUGGUGGCGCUGACCAACACGGCGGCUACUUUGCCUGGAAUCGUGGUGCCACUCUUCGUGGGAUUCGUCACCAAGGGAAAUCAAACCAUUGGAGCCUGGCGCAUUAUCUUCGGAGUGACCAUCGUCCUGUUCGCUUUGGAAUUCCUGGUAUUUGUCUUUUUGGGUUCUGGUAAGGAGCAGCCAUGGAACAAGUCAGGAUUGCCCAGGGCUCCGGAGGCCAAGGACGAAAAGACUCCGUUGAAGGAGCUCUCACCAACCAAACCCUAAAUCUAUAAUCUCUCUUCGAUUGCCCUGCCUCAAUUACUCGAUGAAACGCUGCUUGAUCAAGAUCUGAAUCCUGAAUGAAAUAAAGCGAGCACCAAAUGAAAUGGUCGACACUGGACUGUAAAUACCAAUUACAAAUUAUGCAAUGCCCACCCAAAAUGGGGAACGCCUAAAAAUCAAAAUUUAAAAUGAAUCUUGGCGUUUCAUAUUGAAAUAAGAAACAAAAGAAACACCAAUAUGAAAUACCGAAUAUGUUUAAAUCGUUUUGAAAUUGCAUUUUUAUGAGUUCUCUUUUUAGAGAGUGCACUGUAGUUUUUAGAUCGCUGUAACCCUAUAGUUAGUAGCCGUACACCAUUACGGAUAAACACUUCAGCCCGCCUAAUGUACUUAACACUCUUGAUUUCAAAAGUUGUCUACAAAUAAAGCGCCGUCUCAGUGGA